This is a messenger RNA of Hermetia illucens (black soldier fly), 2874 nucleotides long. Its product is annotated as protein lozenge. NCBI's taxonomy places the organism in Eukaryota, Metazoa, Arthropoda, Insecta, Diptera, Stratiomyidae. Gene Ontology annotation, cellular component: nucleus. Gene Ontology annotation, biological process: regulation of DNA-templated transcription. The transcript has 5 exons. Gene Ontology annotation, molecular function: RNA polymerase II cis-regulatory region sequence-specific DNA binding; ATP binding; DNA-binding transcription factor activity, RNA polymerase II-specific. The record is from RefSeq and is a predicted model, not a curated record. The coding region runs from base 948 to 2447 and encodes 499 amino acids.
UUCGGGUAGGACAAGACGGAAGGCGGCCCAGUCCCAGCCUACGGUCCCCUUCAAACUUCCAUGCACACGCACUGUCUAUAGGCUCCGCGGAUCCCCAACGAAACCGCUUGGGGGGAUGCGAGACCCGCUGUGGUCCAGCAAGCAGCAUCUGAACGUUUCUCGGUCAGUAGUGACCGUGAUUACGAAGCGUGAGCACUUGAGUCCGUUGUCCGUUGAAUGGGAUCUCGAGCCGCGAAGUUGAUUGGGUCGAAAUAGUGCGUGAGUGCAGAAGGUGAGAGGGGGUAGCAAAGGCCAAACCAAUCUGAAAACCGCAAAGCUUUUUGCCAACGGCCACUCGCUCACGGCACAGUUUGUUUCGAAACGCGGUCGCCGCUGGUCUUUGUUUAUGUCCACUGUGCGUGGUGAGUUUCCCGCUUGAGAAUUCUCGGAAGCGACGUGACGUCAUUAGCUGAAGUGACAAUCGGUUUUGGAAACAUUUGCAACCUUGAGGAAGUGCGUAACGAUUCCAGAUAAAUCAACUCAUCUGUCCGCAACGUCCGUACUAAUUGGAAAGUAAAAAUCCCGGCUGCAUGCGAACCGAGUGACCGUGCGCGCUGAUUAAUGACUAACCCGCCGCCGCCGUCAUGCUGUCGAGCUUCUGCCAGCGCUGACGUGCGCCACUAGUCAUCGUGGGGAAAGCCCUCUGCAAAAAAGUGUUAUCUCCGCUUUUUACUUAUUUACUUUUAGAUUACUAAUCAGGCGUGGAGUACUCGAAGGUUGUUUGCCCCACGCGAGUUUCUUGUGUUGUGUUUACGUGCAAGUGGUAAAAAUCUGUUUCGAGCGAGUGAAAUUGUGACGCUGGAGGUCUAGGUGAAUCGGUUGAGCCGCUGGCAAGGAAACAGUUUCGAGUUUUCCCGAAAACCGCCAAAAUAGCUCCAAAACAUUCGUCAACACAACCGCUGCCGCGAAUGCAUCUGCCGAGUGCGAGCACAACGGCAGUCUACAGCAGCUCGUCCGUUGGCAACAUUAGUGCGGACUGGAGUUCCGGUUCCGCUGCCACCUACAAGGGGGGCAUGCUGGAGCCGCCCCCCAAUGGCAGUGGCAGUAGUUCACCACAACGAUCCCAACAGGACUUGUGGUGGACCGAGCGGUUGGUUCUCGAAGCGCAGCAGGAGUAUCCUGGCGAACUAGUUCGAACAGGAAGUCCGUAUUUCUUAUGCUCGGCGUUACCUACGCAUUGGCGGUCGAAUAAGACUCUUCCGGUCGCGUUCAAAGUGGUAUCGUUGGUAGACGUGGGUGAUGGAACUAUCGUAACCAUACGAGCGGGUAAUGAUGAGAACUACUGUGCGGAGCUCCGGAACAGUACGGCCGUGAUGAAGAACCAAGUGGCGAAAUUCAAUGAUCUCAGAUUCGUAGGACGAAGCGGGAGAGGUAAAAGUUUUACACUGACGAUAACUGUAUCAACAAGCCCGCCUCAAGUAACAACCUAUAGUAAAGCAAUAAAAGUAACAGUUGAUGGACCAAGGGAACCCAGAUCGAAAACUAGUCCUACGGGUGGUCAUCAAUUUCGAGCAUUAGGGUUAGGACAACGUCCUUUUUUGGAUGCACCGUUCUCAAGUCAUUUUCGUGAAUUAGAAUCAUUUAGACGUAAAGCGCCGGUACCGUCAUUAGCACCAUUAGGAAGUAAUCAUUCAUCAUCAAAUAGUACAAUAAAUUCCGACUGUCAGGGUUAUAAGCCGAAUGCACCUCAAAUUCAAGAAAACAACUUAAUGGGUGCUGCUGAAUGGACAGGGUACACUCCCAGCACUACAUCUUCAUCAUAUCCAUCCUAUCCAUCGUUACAAUCAAAUGCAGCGUAUGCGUAUGAAACACCAAGUACAGUUGUCGAUCAUCAUUCCAACUUCCAUCUGCCAACAGUUCUGCCCGAUAUCCAGCCAUUCUGCUCGCCAACAGAUCCCUACCAUCACACAGGACUUCCUCCCACGGGUGCUCCAGUAUCGGCGGCAGCCAUUGUUUCACCUCAACCACCCGUUUGCAGUCCAACCUAUGCCACAACUAAGACUGAUAUUGAACCUAGUGCCUAUUCGUCCUACAACAAUUGGUCGAAUGGCUACAAUAAUUACCAAUAUGGCAGUUGUCCUGCACAGCCUCAGUACCCAGGACACACUGCCCCCACAAUGGUCCUUUAUCCACAACUCUAUUCCACUGUGAACCAGAAUCAAAUUCAUUUGCAUUUGCAUGGAACAGAUAAACUAGAACAGUAUUUAGGUCCAGAAAGUUCGUUAACAAUUAGUUCUAUCCCGGGAAGCAGAUCAGGAAUCGAAAUAGGAAUCGGAACUUCAGAUCACGAUGUUGGUCUUUUGGCAGCGGAAAGCGAGCACAACACCCAUCCAGACGAAGUGGAGGCCCAUGAGCAUCGAGAAGGUGAUGUUGUCGGCGACCCGAGUAGUGUGUGGCGGCCUUAUUGACCUAUGUGGAACUAAUAUACUUUAUCUUGGAAGGAUUUAGUAUAGAGGAAACAUCGUGUGUAGCAAUAGGACGAGAAGGAAAAUCAAAAAGAGGCUUUAAAUCAGACUUAAAGAGCAGCAGUGGUAGUAUGUACCCUAGUUUCCUUUGAAAAUAGUAUUUUUUUAUGUUCAUCGGCCAUUCAAGAACUGAUUCGAGGUAUUCGUCUUCAUUUCUAUCCCCUUUCAGGAGCCUUCUGUGUAGCCUCCAUGAAAACAGAAAAGAUUUUAUUCGUUAUUUCACGUUGUCCUCCACAACGAUGCGGUCUAUUUUAGCAGGGAUUCGUUAUUUUAAGCGAAAGUCAAACUUUGAAUCCACCUCACGGAUAAUUUCAUAAUAGUCGGAUAAUAUGGUUAAUACUUAUAAAGUAUAUAAACUGUCGGAGUUACA